Molecule: messenger RNA, 1608 nt
Organism: Vidua chalybeata
Lineage: Eukaryota; Metazoa; Chordata; Aves; Passeriformes; Viduidae
Gene: GPR176
Product: G protein-coupled receptor 176
Exons: 3
Coding region: 19-1608 (529 amino acids)
Biological process (GO): G protein-coupled receptor signaling pathway
Cellular component (GO): plasma membrane
Molecular function (GO): G protein-coupled receptor activity
Source: RefSeq, a predicted model, not a curated record
GAAGGCGGGAACUUCGCCAUGGGCUACGACAGAAGCUGGGUGUUGAUGAAUGAAAGCGACCAUGCCCCGUCCCAGGCUGUCACCGGAGCUCUGGAGACGGGGAACGCCUCGGCCGGGCCGAUGGUGUGGCAGGGCGGGAAUGUCAGCGAGGCGGGCGCCGUGGAGAGCGAGGAGCACGGCGAGGAACAGAGCUACCGGCACUUCACCACCACCGUGCAGGUUGUCAUCUUUGUGGGCUCUUUGCUGGGUAACAUCAUGGUGCUGUGGUCAACUUGCAGAACAUCGCUACUUAAAUCUGUAACAAACCGGUUCAUUAAGAAUUUGGCCUGCUCGGGGAUCUGUGCCAGCCUAGUCUGUGUGCCUUUUGACAUUGCUCUUAGUGCCAGUCCACACUGCUGCUGGUGGAUCUAUACGAUGCUCUUCUGCAGAAUUGCCAAGUUUCUGCACAAAGUCUUCUGCUCAGUGACCAUCCUUAGUUUUCCAGCCAUUGCUCUUGACAGAUACUACUCUGUUUUAUAUCCUCUGGAAAGAAAAAUAUCUGAUGCAAAAUCCCGAGACCUGGUUAUCUAUAUCUGGGCCCAUGCAAUAGUGGCCAGCAUUCCAGUAUUUGCUGUGACCAAUGUGUCUGAUAUUUAUGCCAUGUCCACUUGCUCUGAAUCUUGGAGUUACUCCCUUGGCCACCUGAUAUAUGUCAUCAUCUAUAAUAUCACCACUGUGAUUGUACCAGUGGCUGUGGUAUUUCUCUUUAUGAUUCUUAUUCGCAGAGCACUGAGUGCCAGCCAGAAGAAAAAAGUCAUCAUAGCUGCAUUAAGGACCCCUCAGAACACAGUUUCCAUCCCAUAUGCCUCCCAGCGAGAAGCUGAGCUCCACAUCAUGCUGCUUUCUAUGGUUAUGAUAUUUAUCUUCUGCAGCGUCCCCUACGUGACUUUGGUGAUUUACCGCACCAUACUCAAUAUUUCAGAUAUUUCAGUCUUCUUGCUCCUCACUGCUAUUUGGCUGCCUAAGGUCUCUUUGCUGGCCAACCCUUUGUUAUUUUUAACUGUUAACAAAUCAGUACGGAAGUGCUUAGUGGGGACAAUAGUACAGCUGCACCGAAGGUUUAGCAGGAGAAACACUGUCAGCUCAGGUGGUAUUGCAGAUGAUAAUCUGGAGCCCAGUGUCCAUUCAGGAAGCCAGCUUCUGGAGAUGUUUCAUAUUGGGCAACAACAAAUCUUCAAGCCAAUGGAAGAUGAGGAGAAUGAGACCAAAUCCAUUGGCUCUGGUGACUUUCAACGGAAAGAAAUUCCUACCACCAGUUUAGAGCUAGGACAGACUUCGGUUCACAGGUUUAUACCACAGACGAUUGCAGACUCUGCGGCUCAGGUGGCCCCAGCUGUGCCCACAGAAGCCGAUACAGUAAAUGACAAGUAUUCCAUGCAGUUUGGUUUUGGACCCUUUGAGCUGCCUCCACAGUGGCUCUCAGAAAACCGUAACAAUAAGAAGCGACUCCUGCCUCCUUUGGGGAAUACCCCUGAAGAGCUAAUCCAGACAAAACAGCCUAAGUGUAAAGCAGAAAGAAAAGUCAGCAGAAACAAUAAAGUCAGUAUCUUUCCCAAGGUGGAUUCUUAG